Molecule: messenger RNA, 2133 nt
Organism: Dreissena polymorpha
Lineage: Eukaryota; Metazoa; Mollusca; Bivalvia; Myida; Dreissenidae
Exons: 5
Coding region: 411-2123 (570 amino acids)
Molecular function (GO): zinc ion binding
Source: RefSeq, a predicted model, not a curated record
AAAUACACGUAGGCGAUAUUGUUUCACUGCGGGUGUACUUGUCGGUAAAAAAAAUAGAUUUAUAUCCCUCUUUUUGAGGAGAAAGCCGUACCAGAGGGAUGUGUGAAUUGUAGUGACUGUGAAGAACAUCUGUGUGAAAAGAUUGAUGUUAUGCUUAAGAAUAAUAGGAACAAAACAUAUAGCUGCAAUUGCGUGUGGAUGAAUGUGAUGUGCAAACAUUAUACAGAACACAGUAUGUACAUAUUUCAUCCAAGGAACUAGAAGCUAUGCAUGUUUAAAAAGGUAGUUAGUUUUGUAAUGUUAGACAGUAAGAGUCGAUCGAUAUACUGAUGUGUAAGCACAUACCAGGUAUGUUUCCCUACUUUCGAUUUAGUAUAUAAAUAUACGGAGAUUUUAAAAUUUGAACAAAAAUGUCCGUCAAACAAUACUUAUGCGGUCCCUGUUUGGAGGAGAGAGUCGAAAAAGAGGGCGUUGUGUAUUGUAAAGAAUGUGAGGAACCACUUUGUGGAAAGUGUAAACAGGAUCAUGCAAGGAUAAAGGUUUCCAAGCACCACAAGUUGUGUGACGUUGCGGAGGUACCUCCCCAGGAGAUACAUGAACUUCUUAAGAGGUUGAUUGCAUGUCCGAAUCAUGGCAAGGAAGAAGUGGUUUACUUGUGUAAAGACCACGAUACGACAUGCUGUAAUAAGUGUGCUAUGACUGAUCACAGAAAGUGUGAGGAACUUAAGGUACUUGAUGAUAUUGUGCAUGACACAAAAGCGGAUUGUUCCGAAUUGAAGGCAGUGUUGCAUGACUUGCAACAGCAUGGCGAGAGUCUUUUGGCAAAUGAACGUAAACAUGAAGAAUUGGUAUCUGAAAUAGAAAUUCGAGCGUUGUCAUCCCUCAAAACCAUUAAACAUAAACUAUUAGACAUGUAUGCGCAACUUGAGCAUAAAGUGCUAUCAGCUAUUGCUGAUAAGAAGAGAGUUAUAGGAGAAAAAAUAAAAACAAACAACGAAAAGGCACGUCAGUUUUUGAAUGACAUUAAACAGCAGUCAACUUAUAUUGAACAGGUUGAGAACGUUGGAACGAAUGAACACGUGUUUCUCCUGCAGCGUCAGCUUGAAAAGAAUUUGGUAUGUCGUCUGAAAUCAACCAUAAGUGAAUUGGAUAACGAUAGAAGCAAAUAUAGCUUUAAAUGUGUUGAGGAUACCUCGUUUGAUAGUUUGCUGAUAGCCGUUAAGAAUUCCUUGCGAAUAGAAGAUGAUGUCAACGAAACAGGCUCAGAUACCGACAACAGCAAUAAUAAGCCAUAUACGGCACGGAUUCUACAGCUUCAAUCUACUAAAGAUUUGAGUAUUAUACCCAUGUUUGACAAGACUAAAAGCCUUGCCCCUUAUUCAUGCAUAUGGAUAGAUAAGUACAUUGUCAUAUCUUUACACACACCAAAUGCGCUACUGGUGAUUGAGGAAGACAGUGAUUUUAUAUUAUCAUCAUUCAAUUGUGACUUUAUGCCUUGGUCAGUUUCAAAGACAGGUUCUACGGACAUGUGUGAACAGGAUCAUGCAAGGAUAAAAGUUUCCAAGCUCCACAAGUUGUGUGACCUUUCGGACAUAGCUCCCCAGGAGAAACAGGAACUUCUGAAGAACCUGAUAGCUUGUCCGAAUCACGAAAAGGAAGAGGUGGUUUAUCUGUGUAAAGACCACGAUAAGACGUGCUGUUUUAAGUGUGCGAUAGCUGAUCACAGAAAGUGCGAGGAAGUAAAGGGACCUUCCCAAGUCCUGCAGCUUGUAUUACAUGGGCGGUGGGCAGUACCCAGUGGUGGGUGCUGUCAGUCUGGAUCCCCUGCUGGAGAAGAGCCCAACAUACAUCCCACCUGCACCUAUAACCAAGUUUACAGACCGUGUGUUUUAUGUGUACACAUCUGGAACAACAGGACUACUGCCAUCAUUUUUCACUCCAGGUUCUACUACAUGGCCAGUGCUGUGCACAUGAUGUUGGGACUAACUGAUCAAGACAUACUAUACGACCCUCUACCCCUGUAUCACACAGCAGGGGGCAUUAUUGGUAUGGGGCAGGCAUUUCUAUGGGGGGACCACUGUGGUCAUCAAGAAGAAAUUCACAGCCAGUGGAAUCUGGGAUGACUGUUUGAAA